CCAGGUUCUCCAGGACUAGCAGGGUCUUUCUGCUCCUGGGUAGCAGGAAGAUUCCAGAAAUUAGAGCCAGUGAGAAGGGGCCCAGGGGUGUGAGGAGGCAGAGGCACAGGUGCUCACCAUGGAUGCUGGGGUGCUGGGGGUAGGGCUGGAGCCCCAGCACUUCCCAGACAUUGGGGCGGGGGUGCUUUUCUGAACCUGGAGGAGGGGAAAGGCUGUGUCAUUCCCUCCAAGACCUCUUUGCUCCAAAUACUGUUCACUUUAAGAGUCACAAAGGGGAAAUGGGAGGGGGUGGACGGCGGGUGGCCCACGGGCAGGAAGUGCAGGGUCAAGUCACUCAUUGGCUGGUCCCAGAGACCUGCUUUCACUGGGUCUCCAACAACCCCAGCGAGUCCGCUGGGAGCCCGAGCGCGCCAUCCUCCCGGUGUUCCUGCAGCUGGGCGGAGGGUUCCGCUCGCCCGGGCUGCUCCCUACCGCGUCUGGCUCAGCGCAGCAGGUGCCCUGGCUCUGCUGUCCUUCGCCUUCUGGAGAGGAACCUCGCGCUCGCUGACCGCCGCCCGCGAAAAGAAUGGAAGAGUUUCAGAAAAGCAGAUAUGGGACUAUGAAUAAAGGUGAAGUAGAAGAGAUCUGCUUUGCAACCGCGGCCUCAUUGAGGAUCCUCCUGGUGGGCAGAACAGGCAGCGGGAAAAGCGCCACAGGAAACAGCAUCCUCUGCCGGCCCGCCUUUGAGUCCAGGCUGGCCGCCCAGUCGGUGACCAGGGCCUGCCAGGGGGAGAGGGGCACGUGGAAUGGGAGGGACAUCCUGGUGGUCGACACGCCCUCCAUCUUUGAGGCAAAGGCCCACUCCCAGGAGAUGUACAAGGACAUCGCGGAUUGCUACCUGCUGUCUGCCCCAGGGCCCCACGUGCUGCUCCUGGUCACCCAGCUGGGGCGCUUCACGGCCCAGGACGCGGUGGCAGUGAGGAGGGUGAAGGAGGUGUUUGGGACCCAGGCCAUGAGGCACACGAUCGUGCUCUUCACCCACCGGGAAGACUUGGGCGACGAGUCCCUGGACCAUUACGUGGUCAACACGGACAACCUCGGCCUGCGCCGGCUGCUGGCGGAGUGCGGCCGGAGGUACUGCGCCUUCAACAACCGCGCGGCGGGCGAGCAGCAGCGCGCGCAGCUGGCCGAGCUCAUGGCGGUGGUGGAGCAGCUGGAGCGCGAGCGCUCCUACCAGGGCGACCACCUCUUCCUCCCGGGGCCGCGGCUGCAGCCAGGCGGGGGCGCCGGCGGCCCGGAAGCCUAUGCGCACUACGUGGCCGAGGUGAGGGCGCAGGUGGACAGGCAGAAGCAGGCGCUGCGGAAGGAGGAGAGGAACUGCAAGGUCAAGGCGACCCGCAGAGCCGAAAAGUGCACUUUUUUUGAAAUUUGUGCCAUUAUUAUUUGGUGCAGCUUAAUUCUUACUGUUAUUGCGCUGAUCAUAUAUUAUCAGGUCUGAUGCUUUGUGUUUUAGGGAUUUCAAAAUAUAUCAAUUACCGCAUCCACUGCUCUAAGUAUCCUCCAUCAGAAAGAGGCCCCCCUGGUCUGUCGAGGGCUGCAGGUCUAGGCAGCUGCGUUUCCCCUUCUUUCUUAACAGACUUCCGGUUGGGUUCAGAGCUCCGUCCUCAGUUCCAGGGAUGUUUUGUCUAAAUACAAUCCAGGUGGUCCUAUGGUGUUUAUCCUGCAGGUCGUUGGUAUUUAUCCUGAAGAAUUAAAGUCAUCUUACUACAAUGA
This is a messenger RNA of Marmota flaviventris (yellow-bellied marmot), 1752 nucleotides long. The record is from RefSeq and is a predicted model, not a curated record. NCBI's taxonomy places the organism in Eukaryota, Metazoa, Chordata, Mammalia, Rodentia, Sciuridae.